Molecule: messenger RNA, 2728 nt
Organism: Hibiscus syriacus
Lineage: Eukaryota; Viridiplantae; Streptophyta; Magnoliopsida; Malvales; Malvaceae
Product: putative ion channel POLLUX-like 2
Exons: 24
Coding region: 106-2697 (863 amino acids)
Biological process (GO): monoatomic ion transport
Source: RefSeq, a predicted model, not a curated record
UCACUUUUUGUCUAUUUCUUCAAACCAAAUCAAAAAUUUGUUUUGUUUUUCAACUUUUUUUUUUUGGUUUCUCAUCCUUCACUAAUAGAAAAAAGAGGGAAAAAAAUGGUGUUUUGUCAGUUACAGAGCCCUCAGCCAUGGUUGUUACCCUCUAGAAUUUCCAGGCUGACUCAGCCCUCUUAUUUUUCUGCUUCAUCCAGAACACUAGGCAUAAGAGACUCAAACAAUAUGAUACUUUUCCAGAAAUCAACAUGCAUCAUUUGGUGGAACAUUUCUUCAUCUAACAACGCAAAUAACUUUAUAUACAACGGAGGAAAACGGAAGGUUACUAUUCAAAGAGCAGCAGAUAACUUGAAGUUUGUUUCAGAUGCCGAACUCUUUAGGAAGGACCUGCAUAAUAGUUUCCAGGUGAAGGAUCAUCAUAAUAAACUGGUCACUGGAACUCUGUCAUCAUUUUUCUUACUGAGACUGAUGCAACUAGAUUUUGUUAACUCAUUAAUAAAGAUGGUCCAUGAGUUAUUUCAACAUCUACAUCAGACACCAGCAGCUACAAGUUUAACUUUUGCCUGCGUAUCUAAUUCGUUGAAUAAACCAACACCUCUAAACUUGAAUGUGUCCUUGCCUGUAAUUCAGGAUCUUCGAUGGAACAUAUCACGGUUACUGUAUUUAUUCAACAUUCAACUCGAGAAAAAUGUUGCCACGAUUCUCGUGGUUCUCCUGGUAGUAUGCUGCUCGUUUAUUGUCAUUGGUGGUUUCCUCCUCUUCAAGUUUAGGGGAAAUACACAUUCUCUAGAGGAUUGUGUCUGGGAGGCGUGGGCAUGCCUUUGUUCAUCAUCUACCCAUUUAAAACAAAGAACACGUAUUGAGCGUCUUGUUGGCUUUGUUCUUGCUAUAUGGGGCAUAUUAUUUUAUUCUCGGUUGCUGAGCACAAUGACAGAACAAUUCAGAAGAAACAUGCAAAAACUCAGGGAAGGAGCCCAAAUGCAAGUUUUGGAAUCUGAUCAUAUCAUCAUUUGUGGUUUAAAUGGUCGUCUGUCUUUCAUUCUAAAGCAAUUCGAUAGAUCUCAUGAAUUCGCUGUGCGUUUAGGGACUGCUACAGCCAGGAGGCAGAGAAUUCUUCUUAUGUCGGAUCUCCCGAGAAAGCAAAUUGACAAACUAGCUGACAACGUUGCCAAGGAUCUUAACCAUAUCGAUGUCCUUACAAAGAGCUGUAGCCUUAGUUUGACAAAGUCGUUUCAAAGAGCGGCAGCCAAUAAGGCACGCGCCAUUAUCAUCUUGCCUACAAGAGGAGACCAGUAUGGAAUUGAUUCUGAUGCAUUUCUCUCUGUACUAGCACUUCAACCUAUUCCCAAGAUCGAAUCUGUACCAACAAUUGUUGAGGUUUCAAAUUCCACUACAUGCGAGCUCUUAAAGUCGAUUUCCGGGGUGAAAGUAGAGCCAGUAGAAAAUGUUGCUUCUAAACUAUUUGUUCAAUGUUCUCGGCAGAAGGGGCUCAUUAAGAUUUAUAGGCAUUUGCUUAAUUAUAAAAAGAAUGUAUUCAAUCUUUGCCGUUUUCCUAGCCUAACAGGAUUGACUUAUAGAAAAAUAAGACGGGGUUUUCAGGAGGCAGUUGUUUGUGGUAUUUAUCGGGAUGAUCAUAUAUACUUUCAUCCAAAGGAUGAUGAAAUUCUGAAGGAAACUGACAAAGUAUUGCUAAUUGCACCUAUUCGUAAGACAUGGAAACAACAGCAGGCACUGGAGGAGGUUGGACAAGAAGAAACCAAAAGACUUCGAGGCAUGGAAGUUUUCAAAACCAUCGUUGAUACUCCCGAUCAUGAUUUCGAAUUGAGGAAAGAACAGUUUUUAAGUAUCGUAAAACGUCCCAAAAGAUUGGGAUCAAAGGCAUCAGACCAGACUCUUGGACCCACGGAAUGCAUACUUAUUCUUGGAUGGCGCCCGGAUGUUAUUCAUAUGAUUGAAGAGUAUGAUAAUUAUCUCGGCCCUGGAAGCGUGUUGGAAAUAUUAUCGGAUGUCCCAUUAGAAGAAAGGAAGAGGGCAAUCUCUGCUUCAGGUCAAGCAAAACUAAAAAAUGUCCAGGUUAUACAUAAGCAUGGAAACUCCAUGAACUAUGAUACGUUGGAGGAAACUAUAAUGAACGUACAAAAUUCUGUCGUGAAACCGAAGUCUAUUCCCUUUUCCAUUGUUGUGAUUUCUGAUAGUGAAUGGCUUCUUGGAGAUCCAUCCAGGGCAGACAAGCAAUCUGCAUACUCUCUUCUUCUUGCCGAAAACAUCUGCAACAAACUCGGAGUGACGGUGCAAAAUCUGGUUGCAGAGAUAGUCGACUCGAAAUUAGGCAAACAAAUUUCAAGAAUCAAGCCAUCUCUAACUUAUAUUGCGGCAGAGGAAGUAAUGAGUCUCGUAACAGCUCAAGUGGCCAAGCACAGUGAUCUGAAUGAGGUCUGGAAAGACGUUUUGAAUGCUGAAGGUGAUGAAAUAUAUAUGAAGGAUAUUGGUCUUUACAUGAAAGAAGGAGAGAACCCAUCAUUCUCCGAGCUAACCGAGAGGGCAUGCUGGCGUCAAGAAGUUGCAAUAGGAUAUGUGAAGGACAAUCAUAAGGUUAUUAACCCAACUCCAAAGACAGAACCUCUCUCCCUAUCAAUGACGGAUUUGUUAAUUGUCAUAUCCGAGCUCGAAGGCGAGCAACCUAUUGUAGUCUAAAAUGCAAGUAACUCCAGUCAUUCUGUUUCCC